Molecule: messenger RNA, 390 nt
Organism: Adineta steineri
Lineage: Eukaryota; Metazoa; Rotifera; Eurotatoria; Adinetida; Adinetidae
Source: the annotation of a GenBank genome assembly
AUGAUAAAUGAUAUUGAAUAUCCUGUAUCAAGAUUAAUUGAUGGUCCUUGGAUUGCAUUACUUGUCUUAGGUAUUCUAAUGCCCAUUUUAUCAAUUGCUGGUAUUGUUCUACUAUAUGUUUUCUGGCGUCGCUUUCAGCCACGUACACUAUUGAACGAUGCAAAUCGUUUUAUGAAUAAUAAUAAAUCAAAUGGUAGUAUUCCUAUACCAGUACAAAUCAAUGAUCGUCAAUUACAAGGCUAUGAAACACAAAAAAUGGAAGUAUUUGUACCGCACAGUGAAGAUGAUAUAAUUCCACAUGAUUUAGGUGAAAUUCAUGCACGUUUUACACCACAAGAUGGUAUUCAAGAAAUACAUAAAACAUAUCAAAAAACAAGAGCUUAUUUUUAA